AUGAAGUUACUAUUACUAAUAUCAUUAAUUAGUUUAAUUGUAACAUUUGGAAAAACACAAAAAUCAAUGGUAUUAACACAAUGGUUUAGUACAGGUACAAGAAAUGUUAAAUAUGAAACUAUCGCUAACAAUUUGAUGGAUAGCAACGGAAAUAUUGUUCCACAAAAAAUACAUGGAAGAAAAGAUGCGAAUAAUCGAAUGAUAUAUGAUUGUACCGAUAUUAUGGGAAGGAUACGACAGAACGGUGAAGAAUAUGAACGACCAAAUGGUCGUUUCAAAUAUAAAUGCGAUAAUGGAAUCGAAAUCGUUACUGCUUGCAUCGGAUCGGAAAGAGUUGCGAAAGCAAUAAUUAAAGUUAAUCAAACAUUGAUUAAGGAUGGUUUUUGGCAUAAAUGUACUCAUCAUGCAAAUAAUCAAUCAGCAAUUUAUACACAAGGAAUCUUUUUUUUUUAA
Molecule: messenger RNA, 453 nt
Organism: Cercopithifilaria johnstoni
Lineage: Eukaryota; Metazoa; Nematoda; Chromadorea; Rhabditida; Onchocercidae
Source: the annotation of a GenBank genome assembly